Messenger RNA from Chaetomium globosum CBS 148.51, 1344 nucleotides. RefSeq lists its product as uncharacterized. The coding region runs from base 1 to 1344 and encodes 447 amino acids. The record is from RefSeq and is a predicted model, not a curated record. Gene Ontology annotation, molecular function: protein binding. The transcript is spliced from 4 exons. NCBI's taxonomy places the organism in Eukaryota, Fungi, Ascomycota, Sordariomycetes, Sordariales, Chaetomiaceae. Gene Ontology annotation, biological process: signal transduction.
AUGCAUAACAGCUCGCCCAUCGCUACCGACCUCGAGACCUCCCCCAUCGACUCGGACCCGCCAUCGGCCGAGCACACACCCACCACCUACGGCUACCGCGCAAGUGCUGACAGGCUACCCGAGACCAUCAUAUCCGAAUGGACCGCCGACGAGUGCGCCGACUUCAUCGCCAGCAUAGGCCUGCAGCAAUACGCAGACAUUUUCCUUGAAAAUGAGAUAGUCGGCGAGGCCCUCGUCGCCUUGCAACAUGAAGACCUCAAGGCGAUGGGGCUCAACAGUGUUGGCCACAGGCUAACCAUUCUCAAAUCGGUGUUCGAUGUGAAGAAGGCCCAAGAUGUUCCCAUCGAGUCCGAUCACUAUAUGCCGCUAACUGCCGAGACACAAGCUCAGUCGUCGAGAUUGCGGGAAGAUGUACUCCCGGCAGUGCGGAUGGUCAAAGAUGCCCAGCAGCCUCUGCCCAACCUGAGUAACGGCCCGGCUUACGAGAGCACCUUAUCGCCCCCCGCGCCGACACCAUCGACCGCCCAGUCUGCCGUGGGACUGAAGCGGCAAUACUCGACCAAGGAAAUCAUGCUUGGGACAACUGCCAAAGCCACAUCCCCGACGCACCUACAAACAAACCACGAUCGGUCGAUAGUAGAACAGACCCUCGACCCGUCCAGCGCCGCCGAAAGAGCCGUCCUCUCGUCGUCACAUUUGGCUGCCAUGAACGGGUCCGGCGGAAGCGCAUCGUCACCAUCCUACCCUUCUCCCAACAUGCCCUCCCCGACCUCGCCACCCACCGGCAUGCUCUCCGGUACCACCCUGGGUGCACGCUCCUACCGUGCUGGCGGCGAACCGACCCCUUCAUCCCGCUCCACCUUCGCGCCCGACGACUCCUACAAUCAAGCAAAGAACACGGCCCCGCGGAGGAUGCAAACGCCCGCCCCGGAAACGCCCGGCGCCGCAAGCAACGCCUCAGUCGAAAUCUUCAAGUCCUUCCGCGUCAGCAUGGACGACCCCUGCUACAAGGUCCUACCCGCCGCACUCAAAAAAUACCAGAUCAACGCCCCCUGGGACCAGUACGCCCUGUACAUCGUCUACGGCGACCAAGAGCGCUGCCUGGCCCUCGACGAGAAACCCCUCAUCCUCUUCAAGCAGCUGGACAAGGAGGGCAAAAAGCCCAUGUUUAUGCUCCGCAAGACCAACAACGCCUCCGCCGACGGCGCCGCCGCCCCCGACGGGACCCCAGGCAGCGCGGGGCUUGUGGGACCCGGAAGUAGCACGGCCGCUGCCGCUGCUGCCGCCGCAAGGGGCGUCGGUGGUGCCGGUGUCGGCUAUGACCCGCCGGGAGGUAUCAUUUAG